Messenger RNA from Paramisgurnus dabryanus, 1499 nucleotides. RefSeq names its product ganglioside induced differentiation associated protein 1 (gene gdap1). NCBI's taxonomy places the organism in Eukaryota, Metazoa, Chordata, Actinopteri, Cypriniformes, Cobitidae. Gene Ontology annotation, biological process: mitochondrial fusion; mitochondrial fission. Gene Ontology annotation, cellular component: mitochondrial outer membrane. The record is from RefSeq and is a predicted model, not a curated record.
AGGCUGGGCUGUGGCUGUGCUUUAAAACCCAAUGAGCUUUCUACUUAGACAACAUCCAAUCACCAACAGUGUCUUGAGCAUCAUACAGUAGGUGCAAUCGAAUAACCGACGGUGAAUGCCCAAAAGCUGCAAACCUCCGAAAAAUGUUAUCAUAUGCUAGCUUUUGAAACACAGCCAGUGAUUGAUAAAAUGGCGGUGGAAAACAUCGGUGAAUCGCUUGAAACCCUUAUUAAAAACGAUGUAGGGCCACAAGAAAGCGGCGAGGUCAUAAGAAGCACACAAAACAAAGAGUCGAAACUGAUAUUAUAUCAUUGGACGCAGUCAUUCAGCUCACAGAAGGUGAGACUGGCAAUAGCUGAGAAAGGCCUUCAUUGUGAGGAAUAUGACGUGAGUCUGCCUCUGAGUGAACACAAUGAGCCCUGGUUCAUGCGUCUGAACCCGACUGGAGAAGUUCCUGUGCUGGUUCACAAUGAUAAUGUCAUAUGCGAUCCCACACAAAUCAUGGACUAUUUGGAACAGAACUUCUGUGAUGAGAACACCACAAAACUGAUCCCAGAGGAGGAGAGCAUUUAUUACCAUAGAGUACAGCAUUACAGGGAACUGCUGGACUCCCUUCAAAUGGACGCCUACACCCAUGGGUGCAUCCUUCAUCCAGAGAUCACCGUGGACUCCCACAUCCCGGCUUAUGCCUCCACCCGCAUACGCACACAGAUUGGAAACACAGAAUCUGAGCUAAAGAAACUAGCAGCAGAGAAUCCUGACCUUAAAGAUGCUUACAUAGCAAAACAGAGACGCUUAAAGAGUAAAUUGUUUGACCAUGAUAAUAUGAAAUAUCUGAAGAAACUCUUGGAUGAACUAGAGAAUGUUCUGGAUCAGGUAGAGACAGAGCUGCAAAGGAGGAUUGAGGAGACACCAGAAGAGGGAAAUCAACAGACUUGGCUCUGUGGAGAGUUCUUUAGUAUUGCUGACGUCUCUCUCGCUGUCACUCUUCACCGACUCAAGUUCCUGGGUUUGUCCCGCCGAUACUGGGGCAAUGGGAUCCGGGUCAACCUGGAGACGUAUUACGAGCGUGUCCUGAACCGGCCCACCUUCCGCAGGGUGCUCGGACAAGUCAAUAACAUCCUCAUAUCCGCCGUGCUUCCCACUGCAUUCAGGGUGGCGAAGAGAAAAGCUCCAACAUUUGUUGGUGCCACUUUGUUAGUUGGAUUGCUAGGGGGCGCCACUUACUUAGCUUUCCAUUACUUCAAAAAGAGACUUUUUGUAUCAUGAGAUAGAUAUUGGGACUUAGUGCUCUGGCUUGACCUGUGAACAUCAUGAAUUGUUACGUUUUGCUCAAACAGUACAUGACAUUUAUUGAAUGCAUAUUUUCAGUCUUACAAUAUCAAAUUGUAUGUCAUGGCUUCAUAUCACGCAGCUGCACCUCGGAAGUGACACAUUAUUUUGCAUAUCUAUAAUGAUGUGAAUUUUCAUCUGUUAUAUUAAAGGAUAUGUAUGUAAUA